AUAUUUGCUGCGACAUCGCCUGCUCUUCGUUCGUCAGAUCGGGCUACGCUCCCGAGAAAGGCAGAUAAGAGAGGUUUGCUUGCUUGAACUCUUAGCAUUUUUCGUUCAUAUUAAGCAUUAAUAAAUGUAGACCGAGAUGACGCUUAAAAAGAAAUGUAAAUCGGCCAAAUCAAAAAGUUUUAAGGGCGAUUUUUCACACGCAUAUAUAGAAGCUAAACCGCCAUUUUGUGCCGCACAAUAUUUUUUUGGCAAAUAGACACUAGAUGGCAGGGUCUAAACGGUAUCGUCCUCUUGCGUCUUGCAGAUUUCGCUAUGGAAAAUAAUGCACCCACCACCCCAUCUAUCGUUGGUGGUCAAAAUUCCCUGACAUUUGAACCCGAACCCAAAUUGACAGAAGAAUUGAUAAAAGCUGGAUGGACGGUUAACUUGAGCCAGCGGUUGAGUAAAUGGUACUUUUACAAUAAAUUCACUCAACAAAGUCUUUGGGAAAUGCCUAGUGCACAGGUACCAAAUUCUUUAACUGAUCCUCUGGGAAUCGGCUCUGGAGCCGGUCAAACAAUUGCAAAUGACAGGAGACGUCGUAGUUCCGACAAUUCGGGGCCUCUACCACCAAAAAGAUCAUUUUCUUUGAGGCAUUCAUGGAAUUUAGAAGUGGACACGAAUGUUUUUAUGUGGGAUAGACCUCAUUUUGAAUUAAAACCUCCACAUCCUGAGAUUGAGCGAAUGCGCUCAGACGCAGUAAAAAAACUUCGUAUCAUCUAUGAUGACUUAUGCCAUAGCAAAGAGGGAAUAGAAGCCCCAACGGAAUCUUUUAAUCGUUGGCUGUUAGAAAGGAAACUAGUUGACGAAGGAGAUGAUCCACUCUUACCCAGCAAAUGUGAUAAUCCAAUAUCACCAUCGUUAAAAAGAGAAGUUAUGAAUGAUAUACCUAUUGCUUUGGUAAAGCCAAAAUAUACGAGUGAUGUCAAGAGACAAUUGUAUAGAUAUGCGGAAGCAGCUAAGCGGAUGGUUGAUCUAAGGCCCAAUGCCAGUCCUAAUUGUCGUAAAUUAAUAAAGUGGAAGGUUGAUGAAACUUUUACUUACUUAAGAACUCACCAACAUGCCUCCUUUGACGAUUAUUUAGAACGGCUGGGCCAUUUAAAACGUUUUUGUCAUAAAGAGUUACGGGUAGUUGCUAAUGAUUCGAUCGAUAGUAUUUGUCGAACUUUAUACGAAAAAUCUUCCGAGGCAGCCAAAGAAAUCCAUGAAAAACAUAUGAGUAUUUUAAAAGCAGCCGGAGUAAAUCCACCUUUUACGCCUCCUGUGCCUGAACGAAAGAAGGUGUAUUGUUACCCUGCUUUGCUAUCGGUACCAUGUCCAAGAAUGCCCAGCAUAAUACGAAAUGAUGAAGAGCAAAGUGUGAAGCUAACCCAUAAAGGCGAUACGCGUAUUAUAUCUCUGCCUUACUUUGAAAAGCUGGAACGCCUUUAUACUGUCAAUUGCAAAGAUGAUGAUAAAAAGGAGCACUUUUUAGCUCGAGUUUGGUGCUUACUUCGGAGAUACAGUGGUUAUUACGGAUUAGGUCAAGCAGAGGGAGCAGGGUUACAAGGAGCUUUACCCGUGAAAGUGUUUGAAUGUCUACAUCGAUGUUUCAACGUAACCUUCGAAUGCUUUGCAUCACCUUUGAAUUGCUACUUCAAGCAAUUUUGCUCUGCAUUUGCUGAUACCGAUGGAUACUUCGGCUCAAGAGGAAAUAUUUUAGAUUUUAAACCUAUACAUGGAUCUUUUGAAGCGAAUCCACCAUUUAGUGAGGAGUUAAUGGUGGCUAUGAUUGAUCAUUUUGAAGCUUUAUUAGAAGAGAGUAAUGAAGCACUAUCUUUCAUCGUGUUUGUCCCUGAAUGGAGAGAUCCUCCCACAGAAGCAUUGCUAAGGAUGGAAAGCAGCAAAUUUAAGAGAAAACAAAUGAGUAUACCAGCUAUGCAACAUGAAUAUCGCCACGGCUUUCAGCAUAUUGUUCCAAAGGAUGAAGUUAAUAAGAAAUCAGCUCACGCAACUUUAAUAGUUUUUCUUCAGAAUGAUCGAGGAUACAAUACAUGGACGCCUACACCUGAAAAAAUCAAAGAACUGCAGACUGCGUAUAUACCGCAAGAUUUCUCUGACACUUUCGGACAAUCUUGA
Dimorphilus gyrociliatus is the source of this 2157-nucleotide messenger RNA. The record is from the annotation of a GenBank genome assembly. Lineage: Eukaryota; Metazoa; Annelida; Polychaeta; Dinophilidae.